AUGCGCCCAUGCCGAAUCAAUUGGAACGCCGGCAGAAAGAGGAUCUCACCAGAGUUUGGUCAUCAUCAGCACCUUCAUGCCGAACAAACGCAAACCUCACAGUCAGACUCUGUUAUGGAAACACCGGUAGCCAAGUAUACUGCAAGAUUUGAGGAAUGGCCACUACCGAACUCGUUCUUGCAGCGUACCACGAUAGGCACUCGAACAACCUUUCGGCUCGGAAUUACAUGGAAUGCCAACACGUUCGGGGACUGCCAUCAAACGGGAAGCUGGGAUCUUGACGGCGCACGACUGGAAUCUGUUGGCAACGAUGCCUUCCAGCUCCAGUUUUCUUGGGACAAACGAGCAGGCAAAAUCAUACGUUCUUCAAGCAAGCGAUCAGGCUCAGAGCAAAAGAAUAGACGAGUUUCCAAGAAGCAGCAGGUCGGAGAAUCAGGCUCUGAAGAUAAAGAGUAUGGCGUUGAGUGUCUUCUUGAAAAAUGGGGAAGAAAUACGUUCCUGGUUGAAUGGGAAGGUGGCCAGACGAGCUGGGAGAAACAAGACGACAUUAAUCCUGACCUGAUAGCAUCCCUUGAGGACGUAUUCAAAAGUUUUGGGUGUGGAAUUGAGAUACUUAAGGUUCGGCCCUUCAAGCAGGGCAGGAAUUGUUCCAGGAAGUACCGUGUCAAAUGGAAAGCGCCGGGAAGCGGUCAGCAGUCUUGGCUGAGAGCGAGCCAAAUCGACUUCAAUGUCUACGAGGGUCCGAAGCCGUGGCUGAAUUGAAGGGCCACAGGGAAGGAGGAGACCGCAUAAUGACAGGAUCCGCACUAUCAAACGGCCUGUUGAAUCCUGUACCCCAAGCGGGACGACACAGAAGCCGCCUACGAUGCGAGGAAAUACGUCCCAUAGGACCAUGGCGCGGUCUUGAUCACGAC
Molecule: messenger RNA, 914 nt
Organism: Microdochium trichocladiopsis
Lineage: Eukaryota; Fungi; Ascomycota; Sordariomycetes; Xylariales; Microdochiaceae
Exons: 2
Coding region: 1-762 (253 amino acids)
Source: RefSeq, a predicted model, not a curated record